AUGGCUUCUGCUUACAAGUCAGCUAUGCGCUCUGGAGACUCCUCCGACUCGGAUGAGAUGAGCUCCGUCUCUUCGGACCACAGCAGUAAUACUGUUCGGGCCGACUCGCCCAGUAGAGGAGCACAUUCUGAAACCCGGAAAAACAACAACAUGUCACAGUUGCCGCUCGAAAUGCGAAAUCGCAUUCUGAUGUUGACCUCUCGGGGAGUAUCAUACAGGCACCGACAUCUCCUCAGCGACCUCCACUCGUUACUUCCUCACACCUACAAAGACACCAAACUAGACACCAAGUCAUCGAACAACUACAACUCCGCCCUCAACGGCCUCGCCGAUCUUCAUUCCUGCAACUAUGUCUUCUUUCUCGAAGCCCGGAAACAUGGCCAAGAUCUCUAUCUCUGGUUGGCACGUGCCCCCAACGGUCCAACGAUCAAGUUCAGUGUAACGAACGUGCAUACUAUGGCAGAGCUAGGGUUCGGAGGAAACUGUCUGAAAGGUGGAAGGGGCAUGGUGGUAUUUGACAAGAGCUUUGAUGAGCAAAUUUCAGGGCAGGAACAUCGGUCUCUGCUUCGGGAAAUGCUGAGAGGCGUCUUCUGCGUACCGCCUAAGGGUGUGCGAGGGAUGAAACCGUUCAUCGACCGCGUCAUCGGCAUAUACGGACUCGACGGCAAGGUUUGGAUCCGCGUUUAUGAGAUUCGGGAAUCGGACCACGACAAACCUAGCAAGGAACAUGUCAAAGGCGCUGAUGUCUCUCUGGUCGAAAUUGGCCCACGCUUUGUUCUCACACCUGUCGUCAUUCUUGAAGGAAGCUUCGGAGGCCCAGUCAUCUACGAGAACAAACAAUUUGUCAGUCCAAACCAGCUUCGGAGAGAGACCAGACUGCGUCACGCAGGCAGGUAUGCCAGCCGGCAAGGAGGCGCGCAGGAGCUUGCGGUCAAACGAAAGGCGCUAGCUUUGGACUCGGGCGCAACUAGAAGGACAGCAGGCCUUGAUGAUGCGAAGUUGUUUGGAUAA
This is a messenger RNA of Capronia epimyces CBS 606.96, 1011 nucleotides long. RefSeq lists its product as uncharacterized. Bases 1 to 1011 code for a protein of 336 amino acids. NCBI's taxonomy places the organism in Eukaryota, Fungi, Ascomycota, Eurotiomycetes, Chaetothyriales, Herpotrichiellaceae. The record is from RefSeq and is a predicted model, not a curated record. The transcript is spliced from 2 exons. Gene Ontology annotation, molecular function: rRNA binding. Gene Ontology annotation, cellular component: nucleolus. Gene Ontology annotation, biological process: rRNA processing; ribosomal large subunit assembly.